Messenger RNA from Prorocentrum cordatum, 489 nucleotides. NCBI's taxonomy places the organism in Eukaryota, Dinophyceae, Prorocentrales, Prorocentraceae. The record is from the annotation of a GenBank genome assembly.
AUGACGCUGGACACCAACAACGACGGGACGAUCACUGCUGGCAAAGUCCGCUCGGCCCUCAGCGGCAGGUGGACCCCCGGGGACGUGGACCGCCUCGUUUCCUGCCUGCUGCCGCCAGGCGCGCAGGAGGCGGAGGAGCUCUCUUACGACGAGUUCAUGGGCGCACUGAUGGCGUCGCAGGCCGCGGACGAGGAGAGGAUGCUGCGCAAGCUCUUCGGCGAGGCAGACGAGCAGCGCCCGGGCUGGCUCGGCGCCGCGGAGAUCACGGAGCUGGCCAGGCGCCCUGCGGUGAAGCGCAUGCUCGGCGACCGCCCGGCCUCGUCGCUGACGGAGGAGAUGGACCUCGACGGGGACGGCAAGGUGACGUUCCAGGAGUUCUGCCGCGUCGUGCAGGCGGAGAAGCCAGAGCACAGCGCCGGCAGGCCCACCGCCACGAAGACUGGCAAGUACGUGGCGGCGCAAGCGGUGCAGUUCCGGUCCAGCUCGUAG